Messenger RNA from Oryza brachyantha (malo sina), 1456 nucleotides. RefSeq names its product glucuronokinase 1-like. The record is from RefSeq and is a predicted model, not a curated record. Gene Ontology annotation, molecular function: ATP binding. The transcript is spliced from 7 exons. Bases 152 to 1231 code for a protein of 359 amino acids. Lineage: Eukaryota; Viridiplantae; Streptophyta; Magnoliopsida; Poales; Poaceae.
UCCUCACCCUAUCACAUUCUUUUCUCCGUCGUCUCUCUCCCGUACGGCCGGCGAGCGCCCCCCUCCGCCGCCCUCCCUUGCUGCGGCCGGCUGCGCUGAUCUCGGGCGAGCAGGGGCGCUCUCCUCCUUCAUCCUCACCGCUGAACCCGCCAUGUCCCACAAUGGAUCCGCCGCUGUGUGGGAGCACCGUGCGUACGCGCGUGUGGGGCUCUUGGGCAACCCCAGCGACAUGUACGGAGGCAAGGCGCUCUCCUUCACCAUCUCCAACUUCUGGAGUACUGUCCACCUUGCUCCAUCCACCGAUGGCGGCCCCAUCGUGAUCCAGCCGCACCCGCAGCACGACUUCGUCAACUUUGCGUCCCUCCCGCAGCUCGUGACUCGCUUACAAAAGGAAGGAUAUUUUGGAGGGGUUCGGUUGCUCAUGGCCAUCUGUAAAGUUUUCUAUAACCACUGUAUCCAACAUGGAAUCACACUGAAGGAACAAAAUUUCACCUUAUCAUAUGAUACUAAUAUUCCCCGUCAGGCUGGGCUUUCUGGUUCAAGCGCUAUUAUUUGUGCCGCUCUAAACUGCCUUCUUGAUUUUUACAAUGUCAGACAUCUAAUAAAUGUCGAAAUCAGACCUAAUAUUAUUCUUGAUGCCGAGAAAGAGCUUGGAAUUGUUGCUGGUCUUCAGGAUCGGGUGGCACAGGUUUAUGGUGGGCUAGUCUAUAUGGAUUUUGGUAAGGAGCAUAUGGACACAUUGGGUCAUGGCGUGUACACACCUUUGGAUGUCAAUAUUCUCCCCCCUCUGUAUCUGAUCUAUGGAGAUAAUCCAAGUGACUCUGGCAAGGUCCACAGCACCGUUAGGCAAAGAUGGCUUGAUGGAGAGGAGUUUAUAAUAUCGUCCAUGGAAGAAAUAGCGCAGCUGGCCCUUGAUGGCCGCAAGGCUUUGUUGGACAAGAAUUAUAGGGAGCUUGCCACGCUUAUGAACAGGAACUUUGACCUACGGCGGCAAAUGUUUGGAGACGAUGUGAUUGGGAUGGUGAACAUAAAGAUGGUGGAGGUGGCGAGGAGUGUGGGCGCAGCAGCCAAGUUCACCGGCAGCGGGGGCGCCGUGGUGGCCCUAUGCCCGGACGGCGACGAGCAGGUGCUGCUUCUGGAGAAGGCGUGCCAGGACGCCGGCUUUCUUAUGCAGCGUAUCCAAGUUGCCCCGUCACCACUGACGCUCACAGAGGAUGAUCCUCCUUUCUAGUCUGAUCUUGUUUAUUUCUCAGCUGUUUUGUUACCAACAUUCAUUCAUACAUACUGUCUGCUUUGAAUCCUCGUUUUCCCUUUUCGAAUCCUUAUGACAAUACGUCAACAUCUUCGUUGUCAAUUGUGUGAUUGAUUCUGUUUUAUUUACCACUCCUGGAGGAGACGGCAAUUAAGAGCAAGCUGGUUCAGUCUCAUACACUAGGACAUAAUAUUACUAUAACAA